Messenger RNA from Phyllostomus discolor (pale spear-nosed bat), 772 nucleotides. Its product is annotated as protein YIF1A-like. Gene Ontology annotation, cellular component: endoplasmic reticulum membrane; endoplasmic reticulum-Golgi intermediate compartment; Golgi membrane. Gene Ontology annotation, biological process: endoplasmic reticulum to Golgi vesicle-mediated transport. The record is from RefSeq and is a predicted model, not a curated record. NCBI's taxonomy places the organism in Eukaryota, Metazoa, Chordata, Mammalia, Chiroptera, Phyllostomidae.
AUGUCCUGGUGUGGCAGCCAUGGAGGUGCCCCACACAAAUCUCCCUUUAAAAGAACAUGCUAUAAGGGGCAUAGCUUAUUAAAAAUCUCCAGUUACCGCACUUGGAGUGUACCCUCCGUAGCAUUCGCUGUGAGACCACAUUUUCCUAGGACUACUCUCAGGCCCUACACACACCAGAGCUGGGAAGUGCAGUACAGUCGUGACGUCCCUCUGCCCCCACGACAAGACCUCAACGCCCCUGACCUCUAUAUUCCCACAAUGGCCUUCAUCACCUACGUGUUGCUGGCCGGGAUGGCGCUGGGCAUUCAGAAAAGGUUCUCCCCAGAGGUGCUGGGCCUAUGCGCAAGCACGGCGCUGGUGUGGGUCGUGCUGGAGGUGCUCGCUCUGCUCCUGGGCGUCUACCUGGCCACCAUGCGCAGCAACCUGAGCACCUUCCACCUGCUGGCCUACAGCAGCUACAAAUACGUCGGAAUGGUCCUCAGCGUGCUCACAGGGCUGCUCUUCGGCAGUGACGGCUACUACGUGGCGCUGGCCUGGAUGUCGUCCGCACUCCUGUACUUCAUCGUGCGCUCUCUGCGAACGGAGACCCUGGGUCCCGACAGCAUGGGGGCGGCCCCUCGGCAGCACCUCCAGCUCUACCUGACCCUGGGGGCGGCAGCUUUCCAGCCCCUCAUCAUAUACUGGAUGACCUUCCACCUGGUCCGGUGACCCCUGGCCCCUACUAGCGCUGAUUUUUCCAUACAUUGAAGAUUUGAUUUCUUUGAAAAAAAAA